ACCGAGUAGACUGAAAACAAAACUGUACCUAAUAAAAAUUAUUUUCAAUUUAAUAAACGUGUUUCUAUCUAUUUUUUUUUUAAUUCUAGGACCACUUAUCGGCAGCCGACAUGUACAAUGUUUCUUGUGUUUUUGUUGUCUCUCGCUGUGCUAUGCCCUGAGAGUGAAUUUAAGUGUGGCCAUUGUGGCCAUGACGGAUCACAAUUCCACAAAUAGUGAUAUUCCGACUUACCAAUGGGAUGCCAGUGCCAGAUCCUUCCUAUUGAGCAGUUUCUUUUGGGGUUAUAUUGUGACACAAAUUCCCGGUGGCCAUAUAGCCCAAAAAUAUGGUGCCAAAACAUUGCUGCUGAUUGGUGUUACUUUGUGUUCGGUUUUGACCAUUUUAACUCCCUUGGCAGCUGCCAUUGGUGGCAAGCAUUUAUUGUUUGCCUUGCGUGUUGCCCAGGGUCUUUUGCAAGGCUCGGUGCAUCCGGCUACACAUGCCAUGUUGGCCAAAUGGGCACCGGUUGAAGAACGUGGUACAUUGGGCACCUUCUGCUACUCGGGUUCGCAGUUCGGUACUGUUGUUAUGUUGGCUGUGAGUGGUUAUAUUGCUGAUUCCGCCCUUGGCUGGCCGGGUAUUUUCUAUAUCUCUGGUGCCAUGGGUUUUGUAUGGGCCAUUUGCUGGUACUUCUUUGCCGCCAGUACCCCAGCCGAGCACAAGAGCAUAUCACCGGAGGAGAAGAAAAUGAUUGAAAACUCAUUGGGCCAGGUUGAUAGUACACCAAAGGUCAAUGGUCCCACACCGUGGUUGCAGAUAUUCAGAUCACCACCUUUCAUCUCGUUGAUUGUUGUCCACUGCACACACAUGUGGGGCUUCUGGACGCUGCUGACGCAAAUUCCAAGUUACAUGAAAGACAUUAUGGGCAUUGAUAUUAAAAAUAGUGCCUUGUUGUCAUCUCUACCCUAUGCUGUGAUGUUGGUGCUGUCCUUCUUCUUUAUCUAUCUGUCCAAGUUGUUGAGCAAAAAGCAAAGCAUUUCAUUGUCCUUCAGCCGGAAAUUCUUUAACUCAAUUGGUCAUUGGAUCCCAAUGAUUUCAUUGAUUGCCUUGGGUUAUGUUACCAAAGAACAUGCCACAUUGGCGGUGGUAUUAUUGACGCUGACUGUGGGCAUUAGUGCUGCCACAUAUCUCGGCUUCCAGGUGAAUCAUAUUGAUUUGUCGCCGAACUAUGCUGGUACUUUGAUGGGCAUUACCAAUGGUUCGGCUAAUGUGAUGAGUGCAUUGGCUCCACUGUGUGUGGGUUUGGUGGUAACUGAUGUGACAAAUGUUGAUGAGUGGCGUAUGGUGUUCUUCAUUGCUGCUGGUUUCUAUUUCUUUGGCAAUUUGUUAUUUGUCAUCUUGGGCAAGACCAAUGUCCAAAGUUGGAAUUCACCCGAAGAUGCUCUGGCCAAACGUCUCAGCAUUAUCAUUGAUCCUGAAACACCUGCUCUCCUCCUGAAUGGUGCCCAUGAAGUUAAACCUGUCAUCAAGGAAAAUGGCAAUCAAUAACCCUUAAUGGUACGAGG
Messenger RNA from Musca vetustissima, 1545 nucleotides. Its product is annotated as putative inorganic phosphate cotransporter. Gene Ontology annotation, biological process: monoatomic anion transport; transmembrane transport. The transcript is spliced from 3 exons. The record is from RefSeq and is a predicted model, not a curated record. Lineage: Eukaryota; Metazoa; Arthropoda; Insecta; Diptera; Muscidae. Gene Ontology annotation, molecular function: transmembrane transporter activity. Gene Ontology annotation, cellular component: plasma membrane. The annotation marks the transcript as partial.